CAUCUACUCCACCCGAAUAGCUGCUGCAAUGCCGGUGCUAUUAAUGACUGGAAAAGCAAACAAUGGCCAAUGUUGAAACAGAAAUGUUGCUGAGCAGCACCUGACCUUUGACCUACCGUGCGUAUGUAGUUGUGCAUGCGCCCACUUUUAAAUGCAGUGGAGCUUUACAAUGAACAACGGUGUGUUCACUCUCGUCUUCAUGUGUAAUUAAGUGCUGAAGAUAAAGUUUAAUAUGGGCGUUUGUUAACGACAUAUGUGAUUGUCUGACCACUCACAAACUCUGUUCUUUUGUUUUUGCCUCUUAGCAGUCGGGUUGGUGGAAACAAAAUAUCAUCAUCAUACCCAAAAGUAUUAAUAUAACUGUCGACUGGCACUGUUGGAUUGUUCUUGGUAGUUCUAUAUAUGAAUCUGCUGUCUUUAUUUCUGUUAUUUUGUGUAAUGGUACUAGGCGCUUUGUUUAUUGUGUUUGUGUGUGAAAAAAGACCUAAUAACAAAACAGCCACAUGUAGUCAAUGGCCAGAACUAUGAAACAAAGUAGUAGGGGCUCUCCUUUUCCAUUCCAUUAGAGGUUUGGGGUCAGUAACCUCCAGGGGUUUUUAAGGAGGACCCAGGGGUUUCCCAGCUAAUGCAAAAGAGCUCAAGUUAUUCCCUUUAGAAACAAAGUACUUUCUUUUGCCCAACGCAAUACGUCCAUGCAACGUCGCUGAGCCCGCCCCUUUUUGUACACUUUUCUCUACAACUGUAGCACUUUGGGUUGUGAUAAAUAUACUUUGUAAGUCUGCAGGAGAGACCCGAAGAGAUAGGAAGUGCUUUACCAGACAGAAAUAAAGGAAAUGCUGUAUGUGAUGCUUCAGUCAGGCCGGUUGCACAUGAGCUCAGAAACGUCUAAAACAAAGCAAUGUCCUCCUGACUCCUGUACAGGGCUGGACGGUAAACACAAGGACGGCUACUGGCGUUUUGUUUACCCCAUCAAAGUCUCUUCAGAUUCAGACAUCUCAGUGAUCACUUUUAUCUUCAUAUCACCAGAAAAUGAGUAAGGCGGUUGUGACUUCAUUUGAAGCAAUCACUUCCUGUUAUGUGAUAUUACAUAGCACUGGGUGCAGUGUGCAACUGUCCUGCGCAGCGAUUUCUUAUGCCAAAUAUAGUGACGGAAUAAAUAGUUUCACCACCAAUCACUGUGUUCAUACACUCACACAGAAACUGCUGUUAUGUUUAUUUGGUAGGGGCCUUGCAUAUUCUUAAAACCAAGAGGCUUCAUCUGUAGUCCCUGGACAAAUGUCACGCUAAAAAAACACAAGAUUAAAACUACAAAGUGAUUCAUCAUUUAUAAGCAUGCAGAGAAUAUGAAUACAAGUAGAAACAUCAUUCAGGACACCCUUUAUAUACUGUCAAGUACUUUUAAGACAUGCAACACAGAGGCUCAUGAAGCAACACAUGCAAAGCAAAUACAUGAGGGAUAAUUAAGUUGGUAGAUACAUGGACUAAAGACAAAAUUAUGCUGCAUUGUUUGACAAUAAAAAACAUAUCGAUCUUGCACAGCAGAACAACGAUAAAAUGCAGGUAGAUGGGGGACAAGGACAGACAGGUGACAGACCGAGGGAGGUUCAGCGGGUUGAGGACAGUAAGGUGCCGUUACGGUCAAGUGCCGACAGCUUUACGUCUUUGACAUUAAGCUAUGUAGAUCACACAAAAGGAAACUACUUCUCAAAAUGAUGUUGUAGGCUAUUCCCCAAACACACCUCUCCCUAAUGGAUUUAAGGUGGAACUAACUGACACUGAUGCUUUGCUGCAGGCAACCCAGAAAAUAGGGCCUAUUUAAUAGGUUACAUAGUAAUUUUGUUGUGGGCUUUUUUGUAAUAUUUUGAAAUAAUAGUAUUUAAAUGGUGUAAGUAAAUGCAAGUAGAAGUAAUACAUUUGUCAUUUUUUAAAUUCUGUCAUUUUGGGGUGCCCCUGUGGAUGCAUACCUAUCGAGGUGUAAGAGAGGUAGACUUGUAUCAUGGUCUCUCCACUUCAGCCCUUAGCCAAACAUUGAGUCGCAUGUGAGGAAAUGUCCACAGACAGCCUAAGUAAGACCAGUUGCCACCUCUCUGUAGGUAAGCCCACUUACGUGACUGAGGUUAUGUGGAAUGCAGUCGGUCUCCCUCGCCCUCCCACCCUCACAGGCCCCCUCUAGUUUCCUCCAAACAGGAGGCUCCAUUCAUCACGUGAUGAGAUACACGGUCUCUGCUUAGAUAUACAGAACUCAGAGGUUUAAAUGAGACGUUUGGAUUCUUUUGACAUUUUUAAGUGUUACAGAUUUGGAGGGCAAGGUUCUGCACUGUCUGGCCAGACCUCAGCUAAAGGGCAAAAGGAGUUGCAUAACAUAAUGGCUUCCCACAUUCCAUUUCCUAAAAAUCUGCUCUCUGAGGCUGGAAAGCAACCUCGGGGUUGUGGCGCCAUCUAGUGACAGACUGAUGUAUUUAUUGAAACCAUUGUUUACAAAACAGCCCAGGAAAAAGCACAGUGGCAAAGAUGAAAUGUUUUAUACAUGCGAUACUUUUUUUUUGUCAUUCCUCAUAAUGCUUGUUUUUGUUUUUUUUUUCAGCCCUGAGUCAGUUGAAGCAAGCCCUGCCGUGAAUGAAAAAAACUACAACAACCACAGCUGUGGCAGCGCACAGGAUCAUGGGUAUCGGGGACUACCAUAUGCUAUGCAACAGUCUUCCGUUGUGUGUUGUCAGGAUCACAACUAUGGCGCGCCCCCUCCCCCCACCCCACCCGCCUCCCCGCUCUCCCAAACCAUCAUUCCCCGCAUGGACCUCAACGGAGUCGUACGCGGCUCCCGCUACCAUGACGCCACCGAGGACAACUCGGCCGACAGCGACAGCUCCUCAGAGGAGGACGGGGUCGUGGCCGGCUGGUGUCACUGCAGCCUAACGCCGGACGGCCUGCUCAUCAAGUGUGACAACUGCAGGGGACUCGACAGGAGGAAAGGAGCAGAAGGCCAACACAGAAAACCAGAAAAUGUCUCCGCUGGAGAGAGCAGUGCCACCGAGAGUGGUGACGAAGAGGUGUCUCCCUCCACCAUCUCCUACACCGCCACCCAGCAUACGCCCACCAGCAUCAAACUCACCGUCAACCGGGUCAAAAGGAGCAAGUCCAAAAAGAGAAAGAAGAGCACAGAGAAGGCCCGCGGAGCACAGAAGGGCAAGAAAGUCAAGGCUUUCAGAGAGGGUUCUAGGAAGUCCAUGAGGAUGAAGAACUCAACAACGGAGGCCAGCGUGCUGGAUGAGAACACGGCAGAGGGAUGGGAGAGCAAGAUCCGCCAGUGGACGGACCAGUACGAGGAGGCUCUGGUCAACCAGUACAGCGCCGACGUCCAGACACUCCUCCAGCUUCACCGCGCCGCCAGCACCACUGUUUCAAAGGCAGAGAGCAACACGGCGGUGCCCCUCGCCACCACACAGAUCCACGCCUCAGUCGACGCCAUGGACACCAUCAACCGCACUGAGCUGGCCUGUAACAACACUGUGCUGGGCUCACAGAUGCAGCUCCAGUUGGGGCGGGUCACACGAGUGCAGAAACACAGGAAGAUCCUACGCGCAGCUAAGAACCUGGAACCAGACACACUCAUCAUUGAAUAUCGGGGCAAGGUCAUGCUCAAACAGCAGUUUGAAGUCAACGGGCACUUCUUCAAAAAACCCUACCCCUUUGUGCUGUUCUACUCGAAGUUUAAUGACGUAGAGAUGUGUGUCGAUGCAAGGACCUUUGGAAAUGAUGCCCGCUUCAUCAGGAGGUCCUGUACACCCAACGCCGAGGUCCGGCACGUGAUUGCUGAGGGCAUGAUCCACCUGUGUAUCUACGCCGUCAGUCAUAUCACAAAGGACGCUGAGGUCACCAUUGGAUUUGACUACGAGUUCAAUAGCUGUAAUUACAAAGUGGACUGUGCCUGCCAUAAGGGCAAUCAGAACUGCCCGGUGCAGAAGCACAACCUGAGCCCCAGGGAGAGCUUGCUCAGCGCCCCCUCGCUGCCGCCGCCCUCCGCUCUGGCAGGUGCCGAGACCCGGCGGAGAAAAGCCCGAAGGAGAGAGCUAGAGAGCGGCCUCUCCGGUGACAGCAACCAGACCCUGAACCAGCACCAGGAGGCCAAAGAACUGCAGGGGACCAGUGACACAGAGGAGAGACUGCUGGAUGAGCUGAAUGUGGAGGAGGGAGAGGAAGGAGAGGUGGAUGAAAACGGGGUGGCCAUCUCCAGUAAAAGGACAUGCAACAACCUGGAAAGGAGGCGCAAGAGAGUGGGAGGAGCAGAAGUCAAGGAGGAGGGCGUGGAAAGUGAGGACGGGGCGGGAAACCCCGCAGGGAACACUCCUACACCCCACAAUGUCGGAGUGGGGGUCAGCACACGACGCUCCAGCUAUGUGAUGGACGCGCCGUCUACUGAAGAAAAGACCUCAUUACCCAACCUGCCCGCUUCCAUCGCCCCGCCUAAACCCGCACGACCCACCAAGCCUCGGCCCAAAAGUCGGAUCUCUCGCUACCGGUCUAGUUCGUCCCAGCGAGCCCGGCGGCAGCGCCAAGCCCUCGCCCAGCAAGCAGCAGCAGCAGCGGCAGCAGCCGCUGCGGCAGCGAUGGCAGCAGCCCCGUCAUCAGCCGACCAGGGUGCUUGUCUGGAUGAGGAGGGAUCUCAGGGCCCGUAUGGUUCUGAACACGGCCACGGAGAGAGCAGUCUGGGGGGUCAUCUCCUAGACGGAGACGGCCAUGGUCUAAACUGUAUAAAUAGAGGCAACCUGCGUUACCCCAAGACCAAGAAGUACCUGGUGACAGAGUGGUUGAAUGACAAGGUCCCUGGAGGGGAGAAGGUCCACCAAGAGGUGCCCGUUGAGCGCCCGCUACGGAUAACCACUGACCCCACGGUGCUGGCCACUACCCUCAACAUGCUGCCAGGCCUCUCCCACUCGUCGCUCAUCUGCACCGCGCCCAGACACUAUGUCCGCUUCGGCUCCCCCUUCAACCCCGAGAGACGGCGGCCCCGCCCGCUCCAAAUGGACGGCACUUACGGCUGCUACAAGAAGAGAUGGAUAAAGCAGGUGGAGGAUGAGAGCUGUUCAGCCAGUGUGGAGGAUGGCACAGAGUCCACCUCCUCCCAGCAAAGUACCAGUAGCAGGUCCACCCCCAACCCCCUGUCCAGCGAUGUCAACGCACCGUUUAAGAAGCGCCGCUCUAAGUACGCGGCGGAGACGACGCCCGCACCCUCGGACCACCUGCUUCGCCCGCUGUCGCCCAUCACGCCACCGCUCCCGGGGGACUCCCUCCACCCACCGCUCCACAACCCCUGCGGCUCCCUGCUGCCCAACGGCCUGGUCUACUCGCCCAUGCCCUCGCUGCCCGCCAGCCGCUGCAACACGCCGCUGCAAUUCGAGAACAUAUCGUCACCUGAGGCGUCUCCUGUUCACCGACCACAGUCCAUCUCUCCCGAGCUGUGUCUUCAGACAGACUUUGACAUCCCUCGUCCUCAGUUCCCCGAUCUGUCCCUCCCCUCCAGCUUGGAGAGCUCGGUGGCGAUGACCUUGGAUGACUUUUCCCUCCCUGGAGGCCCUUCAGGCCACGACUCCCAGGGUCCAUCAUCUGUAGGGACAUGCUCCCUGAACCCAGCGUCCUGUCCUUCCUCAGACCUCACCUCCCAAAACAGGGAGCAGGCCUUCAGGACAGAGUUCAACCUCAUAUACACCUGUUCGCCCCUCAACGCAAACCUGGGCAACCCCGUGGCCUCCGACCGCCACCUCUCCCAGUCUGAAGGUGGCUUUUCCCCAGCGGAGUCCUUCCACAGCUCCAUAAGCGGCCAGGGGCCGCUGGGAGACGCGGGCCCCGGCUCCACGUCGCCCUACGGCGAGCCUCACUAUGGAGGAGGCUACCCGGAUAGUGGCACGCCUCCUCACACCAGCAACCCACCGCAAAAGAAGAAGAGGGCCAACCAGCAUACCAUUAGUCUGCUGACAGGGAAGCCAGAUUACCAGGCUAUAGCUGUAAGAAGUGAAUACAAGCCAGUACAAAAUAUGGUGUCUUUGCUGGAGUACCGCAAAAGGAAGCAGGGGGGUGGCCGCGACUCGGAGCCGGUCUGCGGAGGCUCGUCACUGGGCAGCACCCCCACCCGGCCCUGCUCCCACUACAGCCAGGACUCCCACCACCCCCACUGCCAUCAGCAGAUGCAGCCGACAGCCUCCCCGCACAGCUCCUUCUCCUCCUCGGCCCACGCCUCCUCCAUCCCGCAGAUAGAGAAGGUCAGUCCUCCAGACCACCAGGGCUCGUCCCUGCAGCCCAGACACCAGGACAGCAACAACCAGUGGAUGGUCCCCACUACUGUUGAACGCCUAAGGGAAGGUCAGGGGGUUCUGGAGCGAGUGCUAAGAAGUAUCAAGAUGGAGCGCGUUUACAAGAGGAGUGACGGCUCUACAGAGAAGGAAUCUGGUAUGACCACGUUUGACACCUCAGAUGCAGAUCGGUAUGAGGUGCAGGCGGCGUCCAUGGCUUCUCCCAUGAAGAGUCCACACGGAUACAGUCCCUCUGUGUACUCACACCAGUCAUCAGAGAGCCACCGGCAGACUGACAGCCCGUCGUUCCUCCAGCAGACCUCCAACUCUCCAUUCCGGGGUUCCUACAGUCCCUCAUCAGGCCAGAGCUUCUACCCACGCCACGUGUCCCAGGACCACCCUCCAUCCUCCUACCCCAGUCGCACCCCCACCCCUACCUCCUCCACCUCCUCCUCAGACUCCCGGCCGCCAGCGGGCUCUCUACACCAGCAGAGUGGCAGCAGUAGCGUGGACGGAGGCCACGGCUACGGCAGCAGCCACUUAAAAGCGAGUCUUUUGAACAGCAGUGGCUUGGUGGGGGCUCACAGCCCGGGACCUAGGCCCCACGGGCAGACUAAGACAGACUCGGGCACCCAGGCCUGCAGAGGGAGUCAGCAGCAGGCGUCUCGCAGCCUGAAGUCGGGCAGCCCGGGCCAGGCAGCGCUGCAGGCUGGUUCCAGGCUGCUGCCGGCCAGCGGACUGACACACUACCCACAGAGAGGGACGAGCCUCAGUCAGUUCCAGCACUCCCCCCUCCAGGGACCCGGAGUAAGGACACAGUCAGGAAGCUUUUAGGACCUUGUUCAAGUGUGUGUGUGUGUGUGUGUGUGUGUAUGUGUGAGUGUGUGCUCGUGAGUGUGUAUGAAGCUGCGUACCUCCUCAACCCCUAAAGCUGCGGUGACAUGGGGCUCAGGGAGUUUGGGGAGGGGAAAUGUACAGACCUAAGAGGAGCAAGGACUUCUUUACGGAUUUCUCCUUUUCUUAUUUUCUGUCUUUUCUUUCUUUAUUUUCAGAAAAAAGAAAACAAAUGACCAGAUUCUGCACAAAGCUAAUCAUUGACUUUGGACAUCAUUACAGAAUGAGUGGAAAAAGUGAUUUGGAAAACGCGUUCUGGAAAAACAACAAAAAAACAAACAAGAACUCACGUGUAACUUGAAAUUGUCCCCAGUGUUUCCUCAUGUGCCGGACUGUGCAAACAGGCUCUAUAAUGUCAGAAAGUAAAAACUUCCACACAAAUGUCUGUACAAAGUUAUAAAAAAAAGCCGUACCUGUCGCCAUGGUACCCAGGUUGGAUAAAUGCUGAGACGCAUAUGUAACUGAAAGCAAGAGUUGUUUUAUUUUUUAUUUUAUUAUUUUGUGUCAACGUUACGUUUUUUUGAUUUGGCGAGUGGCCGAGUCUGUGCUGCAGUAAAUAAGUGUUUGAUUUGGAAAGAGGGGAAACGAUUCAAGCGACAUGUUAAUCAUCCGUUCUAAAGAUGCAUUAGAGAGGGAGGACGGGGUCUCCCUGAACAUCAUUCCAUAUUCUCAACAAACAUGAAAACAAACUCUUUUCUCUCUCGCUCUCUCUGUCUCUGUCUGUCUCUCUCUCUCGGUUCUCUGUUGUUCCGUUUAGUUUUGGUUCUCUCAUCCCCACUGGACUGUUUGAUUUCACAUUAGGACUACUUGGCUGUAGACCUCUGAUAUUGUACUUGAGACAUACAGGUCUUAUGAUUCAUGGUGCUGCAUUCUUGUUUUUGUUUUGUUUUUUCAAUAAAUUUGAAAUCCAGUUAAGUUCCCCA
Anarrhichthys ocellatus (wolf-eel) is the source of this 8101-nucleotide messenger RNA. RefSeq names its product SET domain containing 5 (gene setd5). The coding region runs from base 2454 to 7118 and encodes 1554 amino acids. Gene Ontology annotation, biological process: regulation of DNA-templated transcription. Gene Ontology annotation, cellular component: Set3 complex; Rpd3L-Expanded complex. The record is from RefSeq and is a predicted model, not a curated record. The transcript is spliced from 23 exons. Lineage: Eukaryota; Metazoa; Chordata; Actinopteri; Perciformes; Anarhichadidae.